Molecule: messenger RNA, 675 nt
Organism: Miscanthus lutarioriparius
Lineage: Eukaryota; Viridiplantae; Streptophyta; Magnoliopsida; Poales; Poaceae
Source: the annotation of a GenBank genome assembly
AUGUCAGAGGCAGAGGCCGUGCGUGUGAUCGGCCUAUGGGCGAGCCCGUUCGUGAUCCGCGUCCUCAUCGCGCUGAAGCUGAAGGGCGUCAAGUACGAGCUCGUGGAGGAGGUGGUGGGCAAGAAGAGCGAGCUGCUGCUCAGGUCGAACCCGGUGCACAAGAAGAUCCCCGUCCUGCUCCACCACGGCAAGCCCAUCUCCGAGUCUCUCAUCAUCGUCCAGUACAUCGACGAGGUCUGGUCCUCCGACGCGCCGGCCUUCCUCCACGCCGACCCUUACACCCGUGCGGUCCAGCGGUUCUGGGCACAGUACGUCGAUGACAAGGGAACGGAUGACGGGGGCAAGGACCAAGCGGCGGAGCAGCUGUCCGCCGCCCUGCAGCUCUUGGAGGAGGCUUUCGUGAAGCUCAGCCAGGGGAAGCACUACUUCGGCGGCGACAGCGUCGGGUACCUGGACAUCGCUCUGGUGUCGUAUGUCGGCUGGGUGAAGGCGGUGGAGAAGAUCGCCGGGGUCACUCUCCUGGACAAGGCGAAGGUUCCGAACCUGGUGGCGUGGGCCGAUCGGCUCUGCACCCACCCGGCCGUGGUGGACGCGAUCCCUGACGCGGACAAGUUCGUUGAGUUCAGCGUCACCUAUGGGUCGUUCUCAAAGCCUAUCAUCAAUGGUCCCAAGUGA